AUGCCACAAAAAAGUUGGGAAGAUGCUUAAUUAGAAUCAAAGCCAAAGAAAUGUUUAAGAUUCAUUACAGACCUCCUAAAAGUAGGCUUUGGAUUUGGUUGCUUCGUUAAAGCGCUAGUUUUGGCAUUUGAAGAAAAUAAAGAGAUCCCUGCCCUCUGGGAAACUAAAAUGUAUUACACUUUUAUAUCCCUAUUUCUUCUGCUAAAUGGACUUGAUUCCUUGGUUGACACUUUCACAGAUUUACUUACUUUUGAAAAAUAUCCCAUAUGUGUUUUAGUCACUAACACAGUCAUUUUACUUUUCUAUGUGCCCUUCGUGGCUAUUGGGUUUUUGAUGGCCAAGUCUCGAGUAUAAACAUCUUGGGCUGACAGAUAGAGUGCUUAUGUUAGCUAUGAAAUUUAUCUUUGGAAAAACAACAUAUCUAAGCCUAACGAAACUAAUUAUGAGGACUUGUAUGCAAGAGCCUCAUUAGAAGCAUCAGAUUUCGCUACCAGCAUUAGAUCUGACUAUCUAGUCUUCUCAAUUUUGGCAACGCUUCCUUUGAUCUAAAAUUUCUACCAACUGGCUUUCAUCUGUUGCGAUUAUAGAAUCAAGAAGAUCUGCGACGGCUGCCUUUUUAUGUUAGGAGCUGGAAUAGCGACUGUUUGCAUUAUCUUCACAUACCAGUCUGUUGGAGAUUUUUUCAGCUUGUCUCCCAUAUAUGAUGAAGACGGAGAAGUUGAAGACUACGAUAUCAUCAUUAAUGGAUUUAACGCUACGGUUAUUCCUUCUGCUCAGCUAUUUGCAGAGGGCAGAUAUUCAAAAUUCGCCUAACAAGAUUAUUCAUUGGGAAUAGAGAAUAUGUAUACCUUAAUCUUCACUUUUAACCUAAUAUUCGAAGGGCUUUGCAAAGUUUUAUAUGAGAGUAGAUGCUGUACUGAGAGAUGUGCUCUACUCUUCAAUAUUUUCUAGGUGCUAUUCUAUUUGUUUAUUUCAGCCUUCAUUCUUUACCUUCUGAUAGAAAUUGGCUAGAAUGCAGAGCUGACCUUUAGCAAUCCAACUAUUAUGUUCUACUUAUCAAUGGUAUUUGACGCUGUAGUACAUAUUAUUGUCACUCUCAUUGUUACAUGCGCUUGCUAUGUAGCCUAUUGUAAAAGAUGA
This is a messenger RNA of Stylonychia lemnae, 1140 nucleotides long. Lineage: Eukaryota; Ciliophora; Spirotrichea; Sporadotrichida; Oxytrichidae. The record is from the annotation of a GenBank genome assembly.